This is a messenger RNA of Rhipicephalus microplus (southern cattle tick), 623 nucleotides long. RefSeq lists its product as uncharacterized. NCBI's taxonomy places the organism in Eukaryota, Metazoa, Arthropoda, Arachnida, Ixodida, Ixodidae. The record is from RefSeq and is a predicted model, not a curated record.
ACAUUCUCUGUACUUCGACAGGGCCAACCACAGUCGCGAAAUUAAGCAAAAGAAAAAAAAUCCCUAGGCGAGGCUGCGGGCAGAGAUGGCAAUACGCAGAACAAUGCCGUCUGCCGACUUCACAGGCGCCGACGCAGCAUCGCGGCGCACUCUCUUGUGAUGGUUGGCUGCCGAUGAUCGAGGAGCCUAUGAACGCCUUCUUUACCAUGACAGCUGCAAUGUUGCUGUUGUUGCUCUUGUCAUUCUCGCUUGUACAGGCAAGCAAGACAGACACCCCACAGCCCAACUGCACCGCAACAUUUAAAAUACCCAUGCGCCGAUGCAAGGUGAUUUGCCUCACAAGAUUCGCCGCUCGCUUCGUUCCCAUCUUCAAAAUUGUAAACAAGCCUGACGGCACGAGAUGCGAUAGACUACUGUCCGGAAUGAAAGGCCGUUGUGAAAAAGGAAGAUGCGUGCUUGCCGGCGUGCUGGGUUUCUUUAUUAAUAAAACUCCUCUAAAGCACAUCGGAUAAUUAGGUGAUUUCGCACGCAAUCAAGGUAUGCCGCGGACCAAGAAAACCCGAUGUUUGCAUCUGAACUUGAAAAAGUAUACUGUAAUAAAGCCUUUUUGUUUUGUUAGCUCA